AUGGCGCAAGAUGCGCCCGCGAGACCAAAGCAGCCCUUGGACGUGCUUCAAAGCAUGCUCAAUGCAGUUCUCAUAGAGACUGGGAGAGCAUUAAAGGGUUCCAAUAAAGAAGGCGGUAAAGCACAAGUUGGAGCUACUCGGACGCAAUCCACCAUCCCUACCAUCAUUGAGCAAUUUCAGCAAGCAUUGGACGACUUGGAAAUCGACAUACUACAAUCCAAAUCCGUCCUUCAAAGAGAUCUUGAAGAAUGUCGAUCGAAAAGACUUGCUCUCGAAAAUCCCAUCCCAGUUGCAGAAAAGGCACCCGAACCUACUCCUACUCCGGCUCCGAAGCCAGUUUCUCCCACAAUAGCCAUGAACCGGGCUCCUAGUCAAUCCAAAACACUCCAACAACCUCACCAGUCCCCGAAGCCGUCGAAAAGUCCGGAGAUAAAGAAGGAACCUUUAAACAAGAGCCCGGAAUCAGUACGGCCUGUCGUGAAAGUGCCAGAACCAAUCCCCGAUCCGCCAAAGGAAUCUAUCGUUACAGCCCCUGAACCUCCAAAGCCGGCUUCUAAACCCUUACAAAUGCCAUCUCCUCAAGCUUCAACACAAGCUAGUGGUGAUAACAAAAUAAUCGGCCUUGGCAUUAAUACUGAAAAUACGCAGAACGACCCCAGUAACUCGGCUAUACAAGACUCGUCAAUUGACUCGUUAUUUGAUAUCCCAAAUGAUAAUGACGAUAAUAUUGAUAUGGACUUUGACAACAUGGACUUUUCUUUUGCCAUUAACUCACAAGAUCAGACUCAGACGCAGAGCAACGACUUUGAUCUAUCCACUUUUGGAAACAUGUCACAGGAUCAGAAUGUGACAAACAACGGAACGGGUGCUACAAACAUAUCACAGGAUACAUCAAAUAAUACCAACAGCAAUGGCAACAAACAAUUGACAGAUUCGUUUGACUUGGAUAAUGUUGGUGGUGAUGAUAAUAUGGACCUCGAUCUAACUAUGUUUGGCGCGGAUGAUAGCGUAUUUGAUGAUAUGUUCGUGGACGGCGGUGGCUUAAGUGCUGGUGGAGGAGGCGAAAUGGAGCAUGGCAAUUUUGACAACAAUUUCUUUGGGUUGGAAAAUUAG
Glarea lozoyensis ATCC 20868 is the source of this 1113-nucleotide messenger RNA. RefSeq lists its product as uncharacterized. Bases 1 to 1113 code for a protein of 370 amino acids. The record is from RefSeq and is a predicted model, not a curated record. The transcript is spliced from 3 exons. NCBI's taxonomy places the organism in Eukaryota, Fungi, Ascomycota, Leotiomycetes, Helotiales, Helotiaceae.